Messenger RNA from Pseudopipra pipra, 1833 nucleotides. Its product is annotated as hydrocephalus-inducing protein homolog. NCBI's taxonomy places the organism in Eukaryota, Metazoa, Chordata, Aves, Passeriformes, Pipridae. The record is from RefSeq and is a predicted model, not a curated record. Bases 160 to 1473 code for a protein of 437 amino acids. Gene Ontology annotation, cellular component: axoneme. The transcript is spliced from 10 exons. Gene Ontology annotation, biological process: axonemal central apparatus assembly; cilium movement.
UUCAUCUUCACCAAAGUUCAGGUUGGGCAACGGGCCACGGCUCGCUUCAAGAUCUCUAAUGGCAGCAGUGUCCCAUGUGACGUUGUGCUCUCCAUCAAAGCCUUGCCUGGAGAGCCUCGCAGCCUCAUCAGCAACAUCUUCAAGUUGGAUCCUGUUGAGAUGAGCAUUCCUGGCUUAUCCCACGCCUUUGCUACAGUGACCUUCACUCCAGAACAAAAGGAGGACUACCAGUGCACUUUCACAGCUUCCCUUGUUAGCCCAAAAAGCAGGUCUGUGAAGAUGAAACCCCAAGAGCUGACCUUCACUGUCAGUGGAGAGGGGCACGUGCCUCAGGUGACAGUCGAGUGCCCGGGCCUUCGGAGUAAGAGAGGAACCCCUGUGCUGCGCUUCAGGAGGCUCCUGCUGGGGGAUUCACAGACACUCCCCCUGGUCCUUUGUAACAAUGGCAUCAUACCCACAAAGUUUACAGUUCAUAUCAUGGAUGACCAGGGAGUUUUCUUCCUGAAAAGCACGCAGUCCGCACUCCGUGCCUUCCACACUGCAGACAUGGAAAAGGACUCCACUGGAAAAGCCAAGAAGCCUUACCUGCUCCUGGAACACGGGCAAUCAGCAGAGUUUGACGUGUUUUUCAAACCCACCCUGGCCCAACGUCUGAAAGGGAAGAUCCGUGUGCCAGUGUCAGGCAACAGUGAGAUCGACAUAGAGCUGGUGGGUGAAGGCCACAAUGAUGACUUCACCCUUGAUAACCUCCCUGGACUAGCAGAAGACAGCCAGGAGAGCAAUGCUGAGGGCAAUCUGGAGGACGACAUCAUUGAGGCUGUCAGAGCGAAUCACAUAAAGUUUGGGGAGUGUGCAGUCGGGGAGCUCUACGACAAGACCUUCACAGUCACCAACCGCAGCAAGGAGGAGGUGAUGCGGUUUGAGUGGCUGCUGGCAGAUGCCCCGUUCCAGUUCUCCCCCAAGGUGGGACACCUCCAGCCUGGCUGUGCCAAGAAUAUCAGAGUGACCUUGAAAUCCAAGGUCCCGGUCACCAUCAAAAGGCACUCUGUGAACUGUAUGGUGGACAAGAUCAAAUACCAGCUGCCACCAGAGGAGGUUUGCGACUGGGACGACAGAAUGCGCAGUGAGAAGUGGGAGGAUACCACCGAGAGACUCCCGGGAGCCCGCUGGCCUUUGAAGCGGAGGGUGGUCAAGGCAGUCCCGGAACCACCUCACACCAUCGUGGAGAGGAGCAGCCACGAGGUCGAGCUUGUCCUCAGUGCUCAGGUUGACUACGCCGAGUUCAAACUGGACACGGUCGAGGUUCAGCUGAAGCAGACUGAGCUCUUCCAGACAGAGAUAAGCACUUUCUGGAUGUCCAAUACAGGGAAUGUAGCCCUGAAAUACUGCUGGGAGGAGAAUCUGGAGGAGGAAAUACCAUCAAAGAGUUCUGGGAGGCCGUUCUCGUCCACUCAGACACGUGAUUUCUUGUAGCAAUGAACUUGCCAUAUGCUGUAUGGAAAAAGUCCUGUCAGAGAUGGGCUGGUGAGGAAAACAGCUCUAACCCUAUGGAAACAGAAGCUUUUACUGUAGUUUAAACAUGUCUCAACAUGUUUGUGUAUUUUCUGCAGUGUCACUGUCUCCCUCUUCCCAACACCCCCCUGUGAAGCUAUUGUCUCCCAUACAAGGUGUCCUGAGGUGUCCCAUUGGUCCCCUGUUAACCCCUUCCUAUUGGCUGUUAACCCCUUACCUGAUGGUUUCUUUUGUGUUACCCUGAACUUGUGAUUGGUCCCCUUUGACCCUCCUAAAAGCCUUAUAAACCCCACAAUAAACUUCCUCUUUCCUCCGUCCCUC